Messenger RNA from Trichogramma pretiosum, 1885 nucleotides. RefSeq names its product stabilizer of axonemal microtubules 1-like. The record is from RefSeq and is a predicted model, not a curated record. NCBI's taxonomy places the organism in Eukaryota, Metazoa, Arthropoda, Insecta, Hymenoptera, Trichogrammatidae. Bases 121 to 1677 code for a protein of 518 amino acids. The transcript is spliced from 9 exons. Gene Ontology annotation, biological process: microtubule anchoring. Gene Ontology annotation, cellular component: centriole; sperm flagellum; ciliary basal body. Gene Ontology annotation, molecular function: microtubule binding.
UCGGAUGUACUGAAAAUCUUCCGCGGAGCUCUCUCUGCGUGUCUCGCGUAGCCCAAAAUUUCGAAGUUAUCGCGUGCUUCCAAAAUUUGACGUUUUUUUCCCCCUUCAUUUCUCAACGCCAUGGAAAUCUGUAACGAUCAACCGCGACCGCGUCCCCAACUGACCUCGGUCAUCGAAAUCAAAAAUAAGAUACGAGCGGGCCACUCGGAGUGCUGCAAUUGCUGCUGUUGCAGCAAGCCGGUCCAGUACAAAGCCUACAAAUACAUUCAGCCGCCGAUUCCGAAAUCGUUUCGACCCGUUCGGAAAUACGUGAAAGAAGAUGUGCCCUUGGAAAACUCGACCACCUACAAGCUGUCCUUCUGGCCGAAUCCGACCAAGAUGGUCAAGCCCAUUCUUCCUCAGGGCAAUCUGACAUUCUCCACCUGUCCCAUAACCGACGACACCACCCACAAGAUGAGCUACAUGGGCAACUGGGGCAUUGAGCCACAGAAGAAGCUCGAGCCCUGCCGUCGUAACUGGUUCGGCCGUGGCCCGCUGCUCGACGUCACCACGCAAAAGCACGACUUCGUGUGGAAGGCCUCGACCAAAGCCGACCCGAUCAAGUAUCCGGGCCAGCUGUGCAUACCCCGUGGUCACGUGGCGGACGCCACCACCUACAAGCUGAGCUUCUACGAGUCGAACAACGUCGAGCCCAUACCGUCGUACAGGCCGGUGCGUGAGUACGUACCCACCGAGGCGCCCCUGGAGGAGUGCACCACCUACAGGUUGAGCUAUCACAACGGCGAGCUGCCGGAGAAGGAGCUCUACCCGUGGAAGCCCGACGGCAAGUAUAAGAGGCCGGUGGAGGCGCUCGACGAUCACACCACCUACAAGCUGAGCUUCUGGCCGCACGGCAACGUCGAGAGGCGCGAGCCGAUCAAGCACCAGGGCUCGGGCGACCCCAUCAACAAGGACGACCCGAUCGAGUGCAACACCACCUACAAUCUGAGCUACUUCGCCGGGGCGGCGGGUGACAUGCCGGCGCCGAUUCUGCCCAGAGGCAACAUCGAGUUCGUCGACUGUCCCCUGUCGCACGACACCAUCAACAAGAUGAGUUAUCUGGGCAAUUGGGAGCCAAAACCCGAGAAGCCCAUAGUCCAGUGCACGAGGCAGCUGCUGGGCAGGGGCCCGAUCGAGUCGUGCACCACGCAGAAGGACGACUUCGGCUGGAAGUGCAGCGAGAGAGUCGAGCCGAUACCGCCCAGGGGCAAUCUCGACUUUUCCACGGCGCCGAUCGAAGACCUCACGACCAAUCAGUUGUCGUACAUGCCCACCUGUCCGGAGUCGUUGACCCCGACCGAGUCCUUCAGGCCGGUUAGACAGUACGAGCCGACGGACAUGCCGAUGGCCUGCGACACGACGAUGCAGAUCAGCUAUCAGCCACCGGAGCAGGACGAGCUCGACAGGCAGGAGAGACCCUGGGCUACCAAGCCGGCUUAUCAUCAUCCCACUACGCCUAUCGACGAGAAUACCACAUACAAUAUGAGUUACAAUCCACCGGGUUUGCUGAUACCGGUCUCGGAGUGCUGUGAGGAGGAGGCGGCUGCGGCGGCCGCGCAAAACAGUUCUAAUCCAUGCUCCAUGUCGGUCUGUCCUCGCGCUGCCAUUCAAGAAUCCAGGCCCUGCAUAUCUUGCUGACGACGACGACGAACGACGACGACUCGGAGCUUUGCAUUCCUCGGCCAUUAUUCAAUCGAAGAAUCUCCUUUUCGAAGCCACACAUAUACGACCUUUCACUUGCGACACUUUUUUGACGUGUGCGCUCAAGUAUAUUCUGCGCGUGAAAAAUUAUACCGUCGAGAUUGUUGCGUCUUUAUACUCCGUCCCUCCCGUGUCUCUCUUUUUG